This is a messenger RNA of Prunus mume (Japanese apricot), 1578 nucleotides long. Its product is annotated as DNA/RNA-binding protein Kin17, conserved region. Gene Ontology annotation, biological process: DNA damage response; DNA replication. The record is from RefSeq and is a predicted model, not a curated record. Gene Ontology annotation, molecular function: double-stranded DNA binding. Gene Ontology annotation, cellular component: nucleus. NCBI's taxonomy places the organism in Eukaryota, Viridiplantae, Streptophyta, Magnoliopsida, Rosales, Rosaceae.
AUUUGGAAACCCAUAAGAAUUUGGAAAGUAAACAUGACAUUAGUAUAAAAAGGAAGGGGAUAUAUUGUUGGGAAAUAAAAAGAAGAGAACGUCGCGACUUGCGGGUUUGCUCUUGAGAUUUCACGAAAAAUAAAACCCUCAUCAGGUCCAGCCCUUCCGUCAUCUAGGGUUUAUAUUGCCAAUUCCCCAAUCAAAACACCACCCCAAUCCUGAUUCAAAUUACACCAAUAUUUCUGUCAAUUCGGCGGUAAAAUCAUCAUGGGGAAGAACGACUUCCUAACCCCCAAGGCAAUUGCCAAUCGGAUCAAGGCCAAGGGACUCCAGAAGCUUCGAUGGUACUGCCAGAUGUGCCAGAAGCAAUGUCGAGACGAGAACGGCUUCAAAUGCCACUGCAUGAGCGAAAGCCACCAGCGGCAGAUGCAGAUCUUCGGCGAAAACUCUAAUCGCAUAGUCGAUGGCUACUCCGAGGAGUUCGAGCAAAGUUUUCUCGAUUUGAUGAAACGAAGCCACCGGUUCAGCCGUAUCGCCGCCACCGUGGUCUACAACGAGUACAUCAACGACCGCCACCAUGUUCAUAUGAACUCGACUGAGUGGGCCACGUUAACCGAGUUCGUGAAGCACUUGGGGAGGACGGGUAAGUGUAAGGUUGAGGAGACGCCAAAGGGUUGGUUCAUUACUUAUAUCGAUAGAGAUUCGGAGACCCUUUUUAAGGAGAGGUUGAAGAACAAGAGACUCAGGGCGGAUAUGGCUGAGGAGGAGAAGCAGGAGAGAGAGAUUAAGAAGCAGAUUGAGAGGGUUGCUCAGUCGAUGCCCGUGGGUAAUGGGGUUGAUCAAGGUUCAGAAGAUGAGAUCCAUAGGAAAAUUAAAGUGGAGAGUGGGGUCAAGAUUGGUUUUGCACUUGGGUCCUCGAAAUUGGGUUCGAAAGAAAAAGGGGAGAGCUCGAAAUUGGUUUUUGAUGAGGUAGAGGAUGACAAGAGUAAGGUUAAGAAUUCGACGAAAAAUGGAAGUAGUGGUGGCGCGGGGAGCUUGGCAUUGGAGGAGUUGAUGAGGGAGGAUGAGAAGAAGAAGGAGAGGAUUAAUAGGAAGGAUUAUUGGUUAUGCGAAGGAAUCAUUGUUAAAGUUAUGAGUAAAGCAUUGGCUGACAAGGGUUACUAUAAGCAAAAAGGGGUUGUGAGAAAAGUGAUCGACAAGUAUGUGGGGGAGAUUGAAAUGCUUGAAAGCAAGCACGUCUUGAGAGUUGACCAGGCAGAGCUGGAGACCGUGAUUCCGCAAAUUGGGUGCCUCGUGAAGAUAGUGAAUGGGGCUUACAGAGGAUCAAAUGCAAAGUUGCUGGCAGUGGACACAGAUAAGUUUUGCGCUAAGGUGCAGAUAGAGAAGGGUGUGUAUGAUGGUAGAGUUCUUAAAGCUGUUGAGUAUGAGGAUAUUUGUAAAUUUGCCUAAUGAGUUUGCUUGAAAACCUUUUUAAUUGAGACUGAACUAUAUUUUUUUAUGAUUGAUCAUCUGCCUUUCAAAUGUGUUACCUUGUUUUGAAUGUCUAUUUGUUACCCUGUUUUUAAAGUCUAUUCUGAUGCUUAUCCA